This is a messenger RNA of Fonsecaea pedrosoi CBS 271.37, 738 nucleotides long. RefSeq lists its product as uncharacterized. The record is from RefSeq and is a predicted model, not a curated record. The transcript has a single exon. NCBI's taxonomy places the organism in Eukaryota, Fungi, Ascomycota, Eurotiomycetes, Chaetothyriales, Herpotrichiellaceae. Bases 1 to 738 code for a protein of 245 amino acids.
AUGGCGCAACGAAUCGUGGCUUUCCAGAAGCCUCCAGUCCAAGUUCCCAACAGCUUUGUCAAGAUCCUCGACGGGGCCAUCUCCCUGAGAAAGCCGGUUGCGGUGGGCUUAGGAAACCAUGAUGGGUCUGGGUCAUCCCGCAGCCCUGCGGACCAAGAAUCCGAUACAAGACACUCUUUCUUCACACUCACACUUGAGGACGUCAGAGAAGCACUCGGGUCCCGGAUUUCGUCACCGGCCAAGAAUAAGAAUGAGACAGCUCAGCACAACACCGCUGAAGCCAGUGCCGCAACAAACCUGACGAAUAUGUUCUCCAGCCUUGAGGUCGAAGAGCCAUCCGAGGCCGAUCAAGAGAGCCCCUUACAGUCGGUACCUAGGGCAGAAACCGCGAAGCCACAGACUCGUUAUCAAGCGGAAACUUUUGAUGACCCCGAGGAAGCUUCCAUUAUGCUUAUGUGCCUGGUGACAUAUUUCGCUGACAUUCGCGAUUUUGUCGCGGAAACUCGGUUGGGCUACAAAGAAGGGCUUUUGGACCUUGUCAGCGCCUCCCUCACAACAGAUACAGCCAGGGAACUGGCACGUGGUCUGGAAGAAGCGCAACAGAAGCUUCUUGCGGCUCAUGGAGGCGUGCAGAAGCUGCUCCAUAUUUCUUUUGUCGGCCACUGUCUAGAAAUUUUGCCAGAGAUCGGAGGCUUCACAAUCGCCCAGCUGUCUCUUCAUGCGGUCCUCGGAACCUGA